ACUCGGCGGGCGCCGCGGGCGCCGCGGCAUGGUCACCUAGCCGGGCGCCGGCCAGCCGCCAUGCCGCUGGUGCCCAACCUGGGCCCGCAGGUGGCCGCGCUGUGGGCGCGCGCCCGCGCCGCCCUGCCCGACUCCUGUCUGGCUGGUGCCGACGAGAGUCUGCACUUUGCCAAGUAUGGCCGCCGGCCGGGCGACACAGAGCUGGCCGGCCUGGGCAAAGAUGGCGGCGGCCGUCCGAACGGCGCCGCCGGCGACGAGCUCGGCGAGGGCGGCUCGUCCGGAGACAAGAUCGACGAGUGGCAGGCCGGCUGGAACGUCACCAACGCCAUCCAGGGCAUGUUCAUCGUCUCUCUGCCGUACACGGUACUACACGGCGGCUAUUGGGCCAUUGUGGCCAUGAUAGGCGUGGCCUACAUCUGCUGCUACACCGGCAAAAUACUGGUCGACUGCCUAUACGAGCAAACUCCCGAUGGCGAGCUGGUGCGGGUGCGGGACAGCUACGUCAGCAUCGCCAAGAUGUGCUUCGGCCCGCGGUGGGGCGCGCGCAUUGUCAACGGCGCUCAGCUGAUCGAGCUGCUGAUGACCUGCAUCCUGUACGUGGUGCUGUGCGGCGACCUGCUGGUGGGCAUGUUCCCCGAGGGCCAGAUCGACACCCGCUCCUGGAUGAUGCUCUGCGGAAUGCUGCUCAUCCCGUGCGGAUUUCUGAAGAACCUCCACCACGUAAGCACACUCAGCUUCUGGUGCACCAUGGCGCACUUGGUCAUCAACGUGCUCAUCUUCUGCUACUGCCUGUCCUGUGCCGGCGACUGGGGCUGGUCCAAGGUAAAGCUGCGCAUCGACUUCCUGCACUUCCCGAUCGGGUUGGGCAUCAUCGUGUUCUCGUACACGUCUCAGAUCUUCCUGCCGUCGCUGGAGGGAAACAUGCGCGACCCGAGCCGGUUCGAGUGCAUGCUCGACUGGUCCCACAUCGCCGCCGCCGCCUUCAAGUCGCUCUUCGGCUAUAUCGGCUUCCUGACGUGGCAGGGCGCCACCCAGGAGGUCAUCACCAACAACCUGCCGUCACAGAGCUUCAAGCAGCUCAUCAACUUCUUCCUGGUGGUCAAGGCGCUGCUGAGCUACCCGCUGCCGUACUACGCGGCGUGCGAGCUGCUGGAGCGCACCUUCUUCCAGGGCCGGCCGUACACGAUGCUGCCGUCCAUCUGGGCGCUGGACGGGGAGCUGCGCACCAUCGGACUCGCCUUCCGCGUCAUCGUGGUCGUCUUUACUAUCAUCAUGGCCGUCAUCAUCCCGCACUUUGCCAUCCUGAUGGGCUUCAUCGGCAGCAUCACGGGCGUCAUGCUCAGCUUCAUCUGGCCCUGCUACUUCCACCUGAAGCUCAAGUGGGAGUCGCUGUCGUGGUUCACGCGGGGGUACGACAUGUUCGUCAUCUUUCUGGGCGUGCUGUUCGGCCUGUGCGGUAUCUACACGUCAGGGCGCGCCCUGGUCGAGGCCUACCGCAUCGGACUGCCUUUCUAGAGGCACUGCGCCCUUCAGCUUCCGCCCGUGGCGGAGGAUAAGCGAUUGGGCCGAUUGAAGUUGGGAUAAGAAGUAAUGCAAUGACCGAUUGAAGCAACAUGAAAGCAGUAAUCGGCAAUAAGCAGGCAUAUGCUGCCGAAAUGACAAUCAGUCUUCCACGAUGAGUCUUCCAGACUACGCGUCUAGUCUUCUAGACCGAGUCUUCCAUGUAACACCGUCUUCCAAGUUGAGUCUCACAAGUUUUCGAGACUUCCAGGUAACGAGUCUUCCAGAUGUUGAUUGGGAUUGUGCGACUGCGUGCAGUUUAAGUGCGCAAAGCAGAAAGGUGGCCAUGCUGCCGGACCAGUCUUCCAGGAAUUAGUGCAAUGAAGUCUUCCCUUUGUUGAGUGUGAUGCUGUGUGAUGUUGUAAUGUCUAUGGUAGAAUGCUUGGUGUCUCGUUGUGAACUUUGUAUAUCCAGGGUGGGCCAGUGCGGGCUGGGGGCACACUGACAGGGGCGGCUCGGCCGCCGGACUCUCGAGUCCGCGGCCCGGCCAAGCGCUGGAGCAAAAAACUUUGACGCUUUAUUGACUGACAAGAAUCCGUGCAGCUAUCAAGCCGGCUCAGCAGUAUCUCCGCUGACUCGCUGAGAGCUUACUUCUUAGAGUUCAUCGCUGUAGGGCUGUUAACAGGCGUCGGUAGGACAAUUUUUGAUAGCACGUUGCAGGGAACUUUUUGAUGAAGUUUUUAUAAAUUGCAUCCAACUCCAGAAGGAACCGGGGAUAUGUGACUGGUAACAGCUUACCCUUGCUAUCGCCGUCAGUUUUUCCUUUUCCCCACCCUCAAGUGCCGAGCAUGUCAAUGACCCAAAGAGCCAUGUCCUGAAGGACCAUCGACGCAGCGGGACAAGCCGGGCAUCAGAUACCAUCUCAUGUAACCUAAGACCGGCCUCUACCCUACUUCUUUCCUCUGCCUCACUCCUUUCCUCUGCCCCGCUUCCCUCCUCUGCCCUGCUCCCCUCCUCUGCCCGGCCAGACCCGCGGUCCGGCGCCGGGUGGCGCCCGAGCUCCGAGAGGUGUCUCUCUGCGGCCCGCGGCGCCGGCGGCGGGUGUCGGCCGGCGGCCGGGCGCCCGGCAGGCUGGUGCCACCGCCCGACCGUCGGCAGAUCAAUACGGAGCCGGCUCCUCCGCUCCGGGCCCUCUGCCAGCCUCUCCGGCCUCUCCCGACCCCGCCCGAGGCGAGUCGAUACCUCCCCGCCCGCCGCCCGAGCGCGGCCUGUGGUCCACAGCCCAUCCGCCGUCGCCAGCUCGAAACCGACCCCCGCCUGUCCGCUACGGCUAAAUAUGAUGGCUGAACCGCUCCUAAAAGGCUGAACAAGACAGCUACAAGUCGGCUGCAGAUUCUGACACUGAAAGAAAUUUAGAUUAAUGAUUCUGUUCACGCUAGUAACCAUUGCUACUGCGUGUUACAGGCAUUUAGGCAUUGUGACACGGUGCCAGCGCAGUGGUUGUUCUCGAUAUUUUAAUUUUUCGUUGGUAAAGGCACAUAAAAUAAGUAUGUUUGUGUGGAUGUGUUUCAUGACGAUAACAAUUAGACGCUGUUAUGUGAAUGUAAACACGGGCGUAUAGCGUUUUGAUAAGUGCAAUAUCAUGGUCAUGUAGUUUAUAAUACGCAUAUAUUCAUUAUUUAUUGUAAAGUUGUUACUGUCGUGUCAUAUUCACGUUAUCUUUUAUAUCCAACUUGUUCUUGUAAUGCGUAAGUGAUUUGUGCAACGUCAGUUAAUCUUGAUACUGUGAUAUCUUGGAGCCACCAGCAACUUCUUCAUAAGACCUUUUAACAUUCCACUACCUACCCUGCUACCUAUCAUAAUGGAAUGGAGAUGAUGUGAUGUGGAAUUAAACCUAGGUGGAUCAAUCAUUUAAUUAUCAUUAAAGUUUUGGCUUAUUUAGUCUGAAUUGGUCAUGUUGACCUCUCAUCUCGGCUAGCUCUGGAUUUGUUCAUGUUUGGUGUUUUGUUGAGUGUCAUUCCGGCGCCUGGUCAGGCCGCCCUGGCGUGUGUGUGGCAAUGGGGCGUGGUCUAACCGCCACUAACGCCCCGCCCUCCCUCUAGCCCCGCCUACUGGCCGCCCAGUAGACAGCGGUCAGGUCAGGGUCAGCGCCAAACAAAAAACACAAAUAAAAUCACAAAAUGGA
This is a messenger RNA of Amphibalanus amphitrite, 3685 nucleotides long. Its product is annotated as vesicular inhibitory amino acid transporter-like. The coding region runs from base 61 to 1515 and encodes 484 amino acids. Gene Ontology annotation, biological process: amino acid transmembrane transport. Gene Ontology annotation, cellular component: vacuolar membrane. Gene Ontology annotation, molecular function: amino acid transmembrane transporter activity. The record is from RefSeq and is a predicted model, not a curated record. NCBI's taxonomy places the organism in Eukaryota, Metazoa, Arthropoda, Thecostraca, Balanomorpha, Balanidae. The transcript is spliced from 3 exons.